AUGAACUUCAGCAGAGAGGUGGCCCGACAGACCAGUUGUUACACAUAUGUGAUAGAGGAUGAGGACCCAGCCCUGGCAAGACUAAAUGUGUUUGAGUUGACUGAGAAGGGUGACCGGGCUCUCCUGGAGAACCUGGUGAGGAAGAGCCCAGAGGUCCUGAGUGAGAAAGAUGAAUGUGGAGCUAGUCCCCUUCAUCACGCCGCCGCAGGGGACCACGUCACCCUCAUCCAAUUCAUCACCACUGUCAUAGACUCACAGGAUCUGAACAGCUGUGAUGAGCAGGGCAACGUGCCCCUCCACUGGGCAGUGGAGAGGAACAAGGCAGAGAGCUGCAGGGCUCUUCUGGACCUGGGGGCCGACCCGAACAUCCUCAACACAUGCCUCCUGUCCCCGCUGCAUCUGGCUGUCAGCCAUGGACACAACAACCUGGUGGAGCUGCUGCUGUCCUACAGUGCUACAGACUGCAAUCUACAGGGAGACCUUGGGAACACCCCCAUGAUACUCGCCUGCUCCAUCAAUAACUGCGAUGCUCUUGGCAUAUUGCUGAAGCACGGAGCACGGCUCUGCCUACAGAACAAGCUGGGCCAUUUCCCCGUGCACGCAGCCGCCUUCGCAGGGGCAAAGAAAGCCAUGGAAGUGAUCCUGAAGGCCGGAGAGAAGUUCGGCCACCAAAUUGAAGCUCACAUCAACUAUUUAGACAAGUCCAAGAGCAGUCCGCUCCAUCUGGCUGUGCGUGGCGGGAAUAUUGAAACCAUCGGUCUCUGCAUUGCAACUGGGGCUAAAGUUGACCAGCAACAGAAUGACAGGUCCACACCACUUCAUUUGGCCUGCACCCAGGGUGCCAUUGAGGUAGUCAAACUGAUGCUGUCAUCCUUUCACCAAGUGGAAGACAUCAUCAACCUGACUGAUGGGGCGUGCCAGACUCCUCUGCACAGGGCCACUAUAUUUGACCACACAGAGCUGGCAGAAUACCUAAUUUCUUUGGGUGCAAAUGUUAACAGCACUGAUUGUAAAGGAAACUCACCCUUGCUGUUGGCUACGAGCUGUGGAGCAUGGAGAACUGUGGCUCUGCUGCUGUCAAGAGGGGCAAAUGUAAACGCGACAGACAGAUGCGGUUGUAACUUCCUUCACCUGGCCAUUCUGCAGCCCAAGGGUCUGAAAAACCUCCCAGAAGAAGUGCUGCAGCAUAGCAACGUGAAGGCACUGCUGAGCUGUGAGGAUAGUGAGGGCUGCACCCCACUCCACUACGCUUGCAGACUGGGUAUCCAUGACUCAGUGAAGAACAUGCUGGGCCUCUCGGGGCAGGUCGGCCUCGAAUGCAAGUCGAAGGACAAGAAGUCUGCCCUGCACUUUGCUGCUCAGUAUGGGCGCCUCAAUACAUGUCAGCGGUUACUGGAGACCAUCAAAGACUCUCGUCUGCUAAACGAAGGGGACGAGCGAGGCCUGACACCGCUCCAUUUGGCUUCAAGAGAGGGGCACACCAAGGUGGUACAGCUGUUACUGCGCAAGGGAGCUCUCUUUCACAGUGAUUACAAGGGCUGGACUUGUCUGCACCACGCUGCAUCUGAAGGAUACACACAAACUAUGGACAUUCUCCUGUCAGCCAAUCUCAAGUUACUGGAUAAAACAGAUGAAGAUGGGAACACUGCACUCCACAUCGCAGCAAGAGAGGGACAUGUGGCUGCAGUCAGGCUCAUGCUGGCUCGGGGAGCAGAGCUGACUUUAAACAAGAAUGAAACUUCGUUCCUCCAUGAAGCUCUGCAGAAUGGGAGAAAAGAUGUGGUUAAUGCUAUAAUUGACAGCGACAGAUCUGCUGAGGCUUUGAGCCUGUUCAUACCCGGCUCUAGCCAGCGAUGUCCCAUCCUAGACAUGAUUGAGUUUCUGCCUGAGACCUACAAGCACCUAUUGGACUGCUGUGUGAAGGAAUCUGAUGAUGAUCACAAUAGUCCUGACUAUCAUAUUAUGUACAAUUUCUCAUGGCUCCAAGCUCCUAUUGAAACUAGAAAGUUAUCUGAGAACCUGAACAUAAGGGUUCCGCCGCUAGCUGCGCUCAACGCGAUGGUGAAAUACAACCGCAUUGAACUCCUCAACCACCCAGUCUGCAAAAAGUACCUUGCAAUGAAGUGGGUUGCAUAUGGGAGCGUGGCUCAUGUGCUCAACAUGAUGAUGUACCUGCUUGGCCUGCUGCCCCUCACUCACCUGAUAGUGAGCCUGAGGCCCAGUAUGAACACCACUGACACGGGCGAGGACAUAGUCAUCAUGAAGCAUAUAUCUUUCGUAGAGCAAAGCCUGCUCUUGUCCAUCUGUAUGGUAAUGGUCUUGGUCAUGAACAUCUACGCAAUAAUAAAGGAAUUGGUGCAACUAUCACAACAGCGCUGGAAUUAUUUCAAGGAUUAUUCCAACCAGACUGACUGGCUUUCAGCAGUCUUCUCUCUUCUGUUCAUCAUUCCCACCAUGCUCAACACAGAGGGUUCUCUUCACUGGCAAGCAGGAGCAUAUGCAGUUUUACACUCAUGGAUUGGGUUUCUCCUUUAUCUCCAGAGGUUUGAAGGCAGUGGCAUCUAUGUCGUGAUGUUCUGGGAGAUCAUGAGGACUCUGGGUCGUAUCGUGAUGCUUUUCGUGUACCUGUUGUUCGCAUUUGGUUUGGCAUUCCAUGCUCUAAUGCUCAACCAGAAAGAGUUUGAAACCGUGCCACUUUCAGUGAUGCAAACCUUUGUGAUGAUGGUCGGCGAACUGAACUACCAAAAUAACUUCCUGGAAGCCUAUUUGAAGGGUGGACUUCCUUUUGACCUCCUGACCUACUUAAUUUUUGUGAGCUUUGUUCUGCUUAUGCCAAUACUGCUGGUCAACCUGAUGAUCGGUUUAGCAGUCGGGGACAUUGCUGAAGUACAGAGAAAUGCUGCACUGAAACGAAUAGGCAUGCAGAUUGAGCUCCACACAGCUCUGGAAGACAAGCUGCCUUAUUGGUUUGUGAAACGCGUCGACAAACACUCCCUCACCAUCUACCCCAAUCGCAAGUGCUCCAGGAGCUACAUUAGACAAAUGAUCACAGGUGUGGAGGAUUCAAAUGAUGCCUGGAGUCGUCGGCAAGUCAAAUCAAAGCACUGCACUUUCCUAGAGGAUGAGCUGGUAAAGCAGAAGCGCAGGAUGAAGGACAUGUCGAGCAUGAUGGAGAAGCAGCACAACCUUCUGAAGCUCGUCAUCCAGAAGAUGGAGAUCACUUCAGAGGCGGACGAGUCCGAUGGCCCCGAGAACGUCCGAGGCAACAUGUGGCACACAUUGAGACAGGCCAAGCCAAAAGCACGCAGCGUGUCACGGUGGGACCCGCUAAUCAAGGCCAUCGAGUCCAAGAAGCCCAAGUGAGGAGGAGGAGACAAAUGUCUUAACAUAGCAAAUUUUAGCAAGUAUACAUAACAUUGCAU
Messenger RNA from Centropristis striata (black sea bass), 3422 nucleotides. It is a transcript of the gene trpa1b, whose product is annotated as transient receptor potential cation channel, subfamily A, member 1b. The transcript has 27 exons. Gene Ontology annotation, cellular component: membrane. NCBI's taxonomy places the organism in Eukaryota, Metazoa, Chordata, Actinopteri, Perciformes, Serranidae. Gene Ontology annotation, biological process: monoatomic ion transport; transmembrane transport. The coding region runs from base 1 to 3363 and encodes 1120 amino acids. Gene Ontology annotation, molecular function: protein binding; monoatomic ion channel activity. The record is from RefSeq and is a predicted model, not a curated record.